Molecule: messenger RNA, 2856 nt
Organism: Vicia faba (fava bean)
Lineage: Eukaryota; Viridiplantae; Streptophyta; Magnoliopsida; Fabales; Fabaceae
Source: the annotation of a GenBank genome assembly
AUGGUUAAAGUUUGGUUAUUGGCUCUAAUGAUUCUCUACAAUGGCUUCUCUUUAACUGUGUUUGGCAUUCAUAAUUCAACAAGACCUGAAUUUGUAAAUAUUGGAGCACUCUUCUCUUUCAAUACUAGUGUUGGUAAGAUUAUAAAAAUCGCGAUCGAAGCUGCUGUUCGAGAUGUAAAUUCAGAUCCAAGUAUUCUCGGCGAGACCAAGUUGAAGCUCUCUCUUCAAGAAGAUUCUAAAUAUAGAGGUUUUCUUAGCAUUGCUGAGGUUUUACAGGUCAUGGCUAGACACAAUGUGGCAAUAAUUGGCCCUCAUAGUUCUGUAACAGCUCAUGUCAUAACUCAUAUUGCGAACGAGCUUCAAGUUCCUCUUCUCUCGUUUUCAGCUUUAGACCCGACACUUUCUUCGCUUCAAUUUCCAUUCUUUAUUAGAACAUGUCACAGUGAUCUUUUUCAAAUGGCUGCAAUAGCAGACCUUGUUGAUUACUAUGGAUGGAAAGAAGUCAUUGCUGUAUAUAUUGAUGAUGACAAUGGAAGGAACGGAAUCGUUGCAUUAGGCGAUAAGCUUGCUGAGAGACGUUGCAGGAUCUCAUAUAAAGCACCUGUGAGCCCCGAAGCAACUCCGGAGGAGAUUACAAAUGUGCUUGUUCAGGUGGCUCUUGCUGAAUCAAGAAUUAUUGUUGUUCAUGCUAACACUCUUUGGGGUCCAAAAGUGUUUAGUGUUGCGAAGAAUCUUGGAAUGAUGGGAACUGGUUAUGUAUGGAUAGCCACUGGUUUUCUUUCUGCUAUUCUUGAUAUAAGUAGUCCUCUAUCUUCUGAUAAAAUGGAUGAGAUCCAAGGAGUGUUGACACUGCGCGUGUACACGCCAGAUUCGGAGCUUAAAAGAAAGUUUGUUUCAAAAUGGAAAGACUUGACUCGUGGAAAUACUGCUAAUGGCCCUCUUGGACUUAGUUUUUUGUCUUUCUAUGCAUAUGAUACUAUUUAUGCUCUUGCUCAUGCACUUGAUGCAUUUUUCAAGCAAGGGAACAAAAUCACCUUUACAAAUGAUUCAAAACUACUUUCACUACAUGGUGACAGCUUGAAUCUCGAAGCGUUGAACGUCUUCAACGAAGGAAACACGUUACGUAAAAACAUUUAUGGGGUUAACAUGACUGGUGUGACAGGCUUGUUCAAGUAUGCACCUGAUGGAAACCUUGUUAAUCCUGCAUAUGAAAUCAUCAAUGUGAUUGGAACCGGGUCACGGAGGAUUGGUUAUUGGUCUAAUCACUCUGGAUUAUCGACCGUUCCUCCAGAAACAAUUCUUCCCAAACCAGGAAACAAUUUCAGGGAAAGCAAAAAGCUACUCCCUGUGAUGUGGCCUGGUGACAUAGACCAGAAGCCUCGCGGUUGGGUUUUUCCGAACAACGGAAGGCUAUUAAGAAUUGGAGUACCGAAAGGCGUUAGUUAUCGCCAAUUUGUGUCACAAGUACCAGGCUCUGAUACAUUUCAAGGUUUCUGCAUUGAUGUGUUUCUCUCUGCAGUUAACCUUUUGCCUUAUGCUGUCCCUUACAAGUUUAUUCCAUAUGGAGAUGGUAAGAACAAUCCUAGUAACACAGAGCUUGUCCGUCUAAUAACAACAGGCGAAUUUGACGGUGCAGUAGGUGACAUUGCAAUUACUACAGAAAGAACAAAAAUGGUGGAUUUUACUCAGCCAUAUGUUGAGUCUGGUUUAGUGGUAGUAGCUCCUGUUAGGGAGUCUGAAACAAGUGCUUUGGCCUUUUUGGCUCCAUUUACACCAAGAAUGUGGUUUGUCACAGCUUUGUUUUUCAUAAUAGUUGGAACUGUUGUUUGGAUUUUGGAGCAUAGGGUGAAUGAUGAAUUUAGAGGACCACCUAGAAAACAAUUGACUACUAUUUUUUGGUUUAGCUUUUCAACAAUGUUCUUUUCACAUAGGGAAAAUACAGUGAGCACGCUCGGUCGUUGCGUGCUACUUAUAUGGUUAUUUGUAGUUCUCAUUAUUACUUCAAGUUACACAGCAAGUCUAACAUCAAUCCUCACUGUACAACAACUGUCUUCACCAAUUAAGGGCAUUGAAAGUUUAGUAAAUAUGAAAGAACCAAUUGGUUACAGUCAAGGCUCAUUUUCUAAAGAUUAUUUGAUCCAAGAAAUCGGUAUUGAUGAGUCUAGGCUUGUUCCUUUAAUAACACCGGAAGAAGUUACUAGAGCACUGACAAAAGGUCCUCAAGAUGGUGGUGUUGCUGCUUACAUCGAUCAACGUGCAUAUAUUGACAUCUUCCUUUCAAGCCGGUGUCAGUUUACUGUUGUAGGUCAAGAGUUCACCCGAAACGGCUGGGGAUUUGCCUUUCCAAGAGACUCACCAUUAGCAGUUGACCUAUCAACUGCCAUUUUGCAAAUGGUAGACAAUGGAGACUUACAAAGAAUCCAUGACAAGUGGCUUUUGAGUAGAGCUUGUUUAACACAGGGUGCAAAGUUUGAAGUUGAAAGACUCAAACUAAAAAGCUUUUGGGGCCUCUAUGUGAUAUGUGGAUCAGCUUGUUUGCUUGCUCUACUCAUCUAUAUAAUACAGAUAAUAAGACAGUACAUGAAGCACCACUCAGAAGAACUUGAUUCUCCUGGCCAAAACUCUGCCUCGGGAUCAACUUGUUUGAGGAGUUUCCUCUCCUUUGUGGAUGAAAAAGAAGAGAAUGUUAAAAACCGUUCCAAGAGAAAGAAAAUGGAGAGAAUCUCUUAUAGAAGUAGUGAGGGAGGAUCAAUCUCCAUCAGUUCCAAUAAAGAUUAUGUUGCUCAGUCAUCUUCAUGCAUAGCUGAUUCUGUUUCUAAUGGUGGAACUGAACAAGUACUUAUCAAAGUAGUGUAA